Messenger RNA from Anolis sagrei ordinatus, 2022 nucleotides. It is a transcript of the gene ATP5F1A, whose product is annotated as ATP synthase F1 subunit alpha. Lineage: Eukaryota; Metazoa; Chordata; Lepidosauria; Squamata; Anolidae. Gene Ontology annotation, molecular function: ATP binding; ADP binding; proton-transporting ATP synthase activity, rotational mechanism. The record is from RefSeq and is a predicted model, not a curated record. Gene Ontology annotation, biological process: proton transmembrane transport; proton motive force-driven ATP synthesis.
CGGCGGCCAUUUUGUCCGCGGUCCCUUGCUGAGGCGGCGGAGGAAGAGGUUGCAGCAGUUCCCCGCGGGCACCCCUCCCGGCCUCGUUGUUUGCUCCUUCCAGGCCCAGCCAUGCUCUCCGUGCGCGUCGCCGCCGCCCUCGCCCGCUCCCUGCCCCGGCAGGCCGCCUUGGUUUCCCGGAAUGCUUUCGGUGCAACAUUUGUUGCGACAAGGAACCUCCAUGCCUCCAAAACAAGCCUACAGAAAACCGGCACUGCUGAAGUAUCUUCUAUUCUUGAGGAACGCAUUCUUGGGGCUGACACCUCUGCUGAGCUAGAAGAAACUGGCCGCGUGCUUUCAAUUGGUGAUGGCAUUGCCCGUGUCUAUGGCCUGAGGAAUGUUCAGGCAGAAGAAAUGGUUGAGUUCUCUUCUGGGCUGAAGGGUAUGUCCUUGAACUUGGAGCCCGACAACGUUGGUGUUGUCGUGUUUGGCAAUGACAGAUUGAUUAAAGAAGGUGACAUUGUGAAGAGGACAGGUGCUAUUGUAGAUGUGCCAGUUGGCGAAGAACUCCUGGGGCGUGUUGUAGAUGCACUGGGUAAUACCAUUGAUGGAAAGGGCCCAAUUGCUUCCAAGACACGCAGAAGAGUUGGUCUGAAAGCACCAGGGAUCAUUCCUAGAAUCUCUGUACGUGAACCCAUGCAGACCGGCAUCAAGGCUGUAGACAGCUUGGUACCAAUUGGCCGUGGCCAACGUGAAUUGAUCAUUGGUGAUAGGCAGACUGGCAAAACAUCAAUUGCUAUUGACACCAUCAUCAACCAAAAACGAUUUAACGAUGGAACUGAUGAGAAGAAAAAGCUUUACUGUAUUUAUGUUGCUAUUGGCCAGAAGAGAUCCACUGUUGCCCAGCUGGUUAAGAGGCUUACUGAUGCAGAUGCCAUGAAAUACACCAUUGUGGUCUCUGCCACAGCUUCAGAUGCUGCCCCUCUUCAGUAUUUGGCUCCUUAUUCUGGCUGCUCUAUGGGCGAAUACUUCAGAGAUAAUGGAAAACACGCUUUGAUUAUCUAUGACGACUUAUCCAAGCAGGCUGUUGCUUACCGCCAGAUGUCUCUGCUGCUGCGCCGUCCCCCUGGGAGAGAGGCCUAUCCAGGCGACGUCUUCUAUCUGCACUCCCGUCUCCUAGAAAGAGCAGCCAAGAUGAACGAUGCCUUUGGAGGGGGCUCUCUCACUGCUCUUCCGGUCAUUGAAACACAGGCUGGAGAUGUGUCUGCCUACAUUCCCACUAAUGUCAUCUCUAUCACAGAUGGGCAGAUCUUCUUGGAAACUGAGCUGUUCUACAAAGGUAUCCGCCCAGCCAUCAACGUUGGUCUAUCUGUAUCUCGUGUAGGUUCUGCUGCCCAGACGAGGGCCAUGAAGCAGGUGGCUGGCACCAUGAAGCUGGAAUUGGCUCAAUACCGUGAAGUGGCUGCUUUUGCCCAGUUUGGGUCAGAUCUGGAUGCUGCUACUCAGCAAUUGCUCAAUCGCGGUGUUCGUUUGACUGAGCUGCUGAAACAAGGACAGUAUGUUCCUAUGGCAAUUGAGGAGCAAGUGGCCGUCAUCUAUGCUGGAGUCAGAGGCCACCUGGACAAGCUGGAGCCCAGCAAGAUCACCAGGUUUGAGAGAGCUUUCCUGGCUCACAUUCUGAGCCAACACCAGGCCCUCCUUGCCACAAUCAGGACCGAGGGGAAGAUCUCUGAACAAACAGAAGCCAAGCUGAAGGAAAUAGUCACAAGUUUCCUAUCCACAUUUGAAGCAUAAGCAAACGAUUAACAGUCCUACCGUCGUCCCAGGCUAUUUUUGUCACCGAGUAGUGGCAGUGCUCUGGCUCCAUUUUUUCCCCCAGAGACAUACAAGGUCUGUGUGAGUUCAAAGUAUGGCCUUCGCUGAGAAUUAAAGGCUCCAUUUCAAGAAGUCUUGUGGACACAAUCCAGGCUGUGAAGGAGAUCUGCUGACAGCCUAUAUCAGUGUGUACAGAAGUACGUGGUGAAUAAAAUCUUACAAACAAUA